Heterobasidion irregulare TC 32-1 is the source of this 2680-nucleotide messenger RNA. RefSeq lists its product as uncharacterized. Gene Ontology annotation, biological process: xylulose metabolic process. Gene Ontology annotation, molecular function: D-xylulokinase activity. The record is from RefSeq and is a predicted model, not a curated record. The transcript has 8 exons. NCBI's taxonomy places the organism in Eukaryota, Fungi, Basidiomycota, Agaricomycetes, Russulales, Bondarzewiaceae. The coding region runs from base 64 to 2370 and encodes 768 amino acids. Gene Ontology annotation, cellular component: cytosol.
UUUGCUGGCCAGCCUCCUCAGCCCUACCUCACAUAUCAAGUAUCUACACCCCCACCCAUCGUAAUGCCCGCACCAGCCAAGAGCGGUCAGGCGCUCUUCCUCGGGCUCGAACUCGCUACAGACCAGUUGCGUGCGUCCAUAGUGGACGAGAACUUAGAGUUGGUCGGCGUAGAGGCGGUUGAUUUCGAUGUAGAGUUACCGGAGUACCAGACUCAGGGUGGGAUAUUUACGACGCCCGGCGAUGCCUAUACCACACCUGUGGAUAUGUGGGUCAAGGCCCUAGACUUUUUACUCGAGAAAGUGAGCAGGAAUUACGAAGUCGGUCGCAUCAAGUCAAUAGGCGGGGCUGCUCAGACUGCCUUAGUUUGGUGGAAAUCGGCCCCAAUACCGUCUUUCCCGCCAUUGAACUCGCGGCUUCCUCUCCAUUCACAACUAUCCCCUAGUGCAUUUUCUCUACCUAAUACUCCUGUCGCCCAAGACACUUUUUCACACUCACAUGCGUUGAACCUUGAAGCAGCGCUUGGCGGGCCGGACCAUAUGGCGGCUCGUGUAGGGACCAGCGCACACGCGUCGCUUGUUGCCGCACAACUGCUUCGUGUGCGCGAGACAUCGCCGGAGGUAUGGGCACGUACGGGACGGGUCCAGGCGGCCUCUGCUUUCCUUGCCAGCUUGAUCACAGGCUCCUGGGUCGGCAUGAGCGAAGCGGAAGCUUGCGGGACCGGCAUGUGGCGGUAUGCCAUGGGCGGACAGGGCCAGUGGGACGAUGAGGUCCUUGAGUACAUUGCAGGCGGAGGCAGAGAUGAGGGGCUUCGCCUCCGCAGCUGGCUCGGAGACGUCGACACUUCGGGCGGUGGCCGCCGUAUUGCGAAUAUCUCCAGGUACCUCGCUGAGCGAUACGGGUUUGAGCCUGACACGAUGGUUGCUUCAUUCACGUCAGACUAUUUGUCGACCUAUCUUUCUCUUUGCCCUUCACCCUCGGAUGCCGUGCUCUCAUUUGGCCCUAUGGAUUUCUUGCUUACAAGUGCACCGCACUAUCUCCCCACGCGCCUUUACAGCGUAUACCCACACCCUGCACAGGACCCGAGCGAAAAACGGAAAUAUAUUGCUCAGACAUCGCACAGAAACGCAGACGUUCCCCGGGCGCUCGUACGUGAUAUGUAUACCAAAAGUUGGAGUGCUUUUGACCGCUUGGUCUCGGUUGUACCUCCGGGAGGUUCCAUUGGUCUCGAUGACAAGCUGUUCAGCUUCUGGCUCCUUCAAGGAGACAGCUAUCCCCUGUCCCACGUCAAAGGCAUCUUCCGUUUCGAGACAGGCAUCAAGGUCAACGAAUUCCGCGAUCUGCGCGCCAACCCUCGCUGCCUUGUUGAAAGUCAGGUGCUUUCCUUCCGUGUUCGGUGGUCAAGAAUGGUCGCGACCGGUGUCCUUGGAGCUGCUGCUGGCCGCUCUCGAGGCAGCAAUUUCAUGGCUGCCGCGGCCACGGCUACGGCGAUCGGCCUUUCGUUCGACCCAUACGAUUAUCAAACACUUCCAGGACGGAUUCUCACCACAGGCGCCGCCAUCAACUUCCCUUCUGUCGCAGCUCUGGUGGGCGAUGUCUUCAACGCGCCGGUGUUCAUCCCGACGACCCAGCUGGACUCUGCGCAGGUAGUCCCGCAUCGCAACGCUCCGGCUGCUGGCUUCCCGGGCCGUGCUGCGUUAGGAGGCGCAUACGUUGCUCGGUGGGUAUGGGGAAAGGAGAGGGGUGCCGGCACAGGGAGAGGCAGCUUCGAAGAGGAGGUGAGGCGGCUCAUGGGCAAGAGAUGGGUUGCAAGCGGUGGUGUGCCUCUGAGGACGAGCGUAAAUGCUCCCGUAGUUGGCCCCGCCCCUGCCGCGGGCACCGCAGGCUCGGGUACAAGCACGCCCUACGGACAUGGUCAUGCCCUGCGAGCGGGAUUCGGAUCUACGGUGUUUGCGGAAGAAGAUGAAGACGCGCUCGAGGAGCUUGAGAGGAUGGGCAUGGCGGAGGGCGCCAUCUUCGGGGUGCAGGGAGGACAGUUUGACGAGGCGGGCAGGACGAGGACAAUCACGGGGAGCACGAACACGACCGCGACGAGCAGCACCGGUUCGGUCCAGCAGCCCUCUACAGCGUUUACCACGCCCGAUCUCGGCACGACUGUCCCUGGCACCCCGGGCGAAAACGGGUCGGCUCCUGCGGCUCCAACGGGGGCAACCGUACUGGCCCCCGUAGUGGCGCUGCCGACGAGUGAGGCGGAGAUGCAGCUGGGGUUGGGCAAGGUCGCCGAGGCGGAUGUGGACGCGUUCAUGGGCUACGCAGCCAUCGUGCCAGAGUACUGCCGCCUUGAGGGAAUGCUAGUCAAGGCGCUCGUGUGAGCGGGAUAGUUUGUGUCCUCGACUCUGCCUCUGUCGAUCUCAGUCUGUGGUUUGCUUUGCGGUGCGCUGGAUCUUAGUUUGUCUCUUUCUCUCGUCUAUUGCGUUGCAGCAUUAUCUUGCACUCGAUAUUUAUGGAUUUGCUCUCGAAAAGCAAUAAAAGGUGAAGGGUUUGCGGAGGAUAAAAAAUGUGGUCGGAUGUCAUGCCAUGUAUCUGUACCAUAUGCCAUAUAGUAGGGGUCGUGAUGGUAGGGUCCAUCUCAGGUUUCUUGCACGGUAUGUUACUGUGAUAUACAAUGCGCAUGUGGAUACC